This is a messenger RNA of Oncorhynchus tshawytscha (Chinook salmon), 1499 nucleotides long. RefSeq names its product phospholipase A and acyltransferase 3-like. Gene Ontology annotation, biological process: N-acylphosphatidylethanolamine metabolic process. The record is from RefSeq and is a predicted model, not a curated record. The transcript has 4 exons. Lineage: Eukaryota; Metazoa; Chordata; Actinopteri; Salmoniformes; Salmonidae. The coding region runs from base 297 to 830 and encodes 177 amino acids. Gene Ontology annotation, molecular function: glycerophospholipid phospholipase A1 activity; A2-type glycerophospholipase activity. Gene Ontology annotation, cellular component: cytoplasm.
CAUUGGCAAAGGAAACUCUAGUUGAAAGCCAUCCAUAUUUUGAGGUCAGCUCUGCAUAUUUUGAGAGGUCCGCUCAACACAACUCACAAGUACUACUCCAACAGUCAGAGAUCAGUGUUUACUACCCAAAAUAGACUGUGAAAAUCCAAUUAAUGGCUUGAUCCACUGUAGCCUAAGCGACACACGCUUUAGGUUAGCAUGUCUGUUUUAAUCAACAGGGGAGCAUAUUGCAAGUAUGACAUUUUUUCACAUGCUGGAUAAGUACAGUAUAAGCGAGAACAAAUCAAAACCUGGAUAUGUUAUGUUUUUGUCACAAUCUUAUCAAAAGGAAUGACAUUGUCCCAAUAAUGCCUCAACCUGGGGACCUGAUUGAGAUAUUCCGGGGGACCUAUCAGCACUGGGCCUUGUAUGUUGGAGAAGGCUACAUCGUCCACCUCUGUCCCCCCACUGAGGCAGCUGGGGCUGGUGCCUACAGCCUAGUGUCUGUGUUGUGUGACACAGCCGUUGUGACCAAGGAGAGCCUGGAGGAGAUAGUGGGGAAGGACAGGUUCCUUGUCAACAACCUGCUGGAUGGCAAACACAAACCCCGGAGUGUUUAUGACAUACUGAGGGAUGCCCGCAGCCUGCUGGGCCUGGAGAUGCCUUACUGCAUCCUGAGGGGAAACUGUGAACACUUUGUCACAGAGCUGAGAUAUGGGAAGGGAGAGUCCCGGCAGGUAUAUUAUGCUCUGGGCGUAGGUGUUAGAGCAGUGGCGAUUGGCUUGAAGGCCCUGAAUGCAGCGUCAAACAUCUCUUGUGUGAAGUCAAAACAAAAGCGGAUACUCCUUUGAACCUUCGAGUCACCUUCCUCCGUCUACCUCUGGGGUGAAUGCAGAGAAAGCGGAUUUUUUUUUUUGACAGGGGGUAUAAUUCCCGACAUUUGGUAGGCUAUUUGUAAGUCAAUUAGUCUAAAAUUAGACACAUGCAUUUUCUUUUCUACCCUUCGCCUACUAGUUGCCCCCUAGAACAGGGUUUCCCAAACUUGGUCCUGGGGCCUCCCCUGGGUGCACAUUUUGGUUUUUGCCCUAACACUACACAGCUGAUUCAAACAAUCAAAGCUUGAUUAUGAGUUGAUUAUUUUAACCAGCUUUGUAGUGCAAGUGCAAAAAGGGGGGGUGGCACCAGGACCACAUUUGGGAAACCCUGCUCACCAGGAUAAUGUCAUAAAUUUAUAGAAUUAAUGUAUACAUUUCUAGUUGAGUGUGCCUCUUGUGAAAGAUAAAAUAUUUGCUAAUCUUAUUAAUUGGCCCCCUAGGAAAACUACAGCUUUUCAGAACAAUAAGAAGAUUGAGUGCCUAUCCUGUUGUCCUACGUAUUGUUACAGACAAUACGUAGGCCUAAAUAUGUGGUGUGAUUCCAUGCAUGAUUGUUGACAGAUUGUACAUGAUGAAUUUCUUAAUGUUUGUUUUAUUGACACAUGAAAUGGUAGCUUUUUGUCUAAUCACAUUAAACUGUAUGAU